AUUUUACCAAUUAAAAACUUGAACAGCUUAAUAGCUCAAUUUUCUCUUACAAAACGUUAAUACCUGUAGCCUGUAAAAUUAGGAAAUCAGCAGAUUUCUAUACCCCCCUUCAACAAGGCAAAGAUCCAUGUCGGACCCAUACGAGAGAGUCAAAGGCGGUCGCUUAAUGUUCAAAGGAGGCGCAGUCGCCACCCGCAGCAAAUCAAUCGACAAAAAGAAGAAGAAAAAGAAGAACAAAUCCAUUAACGACGUCGUUUCCGAUGAGCCAUUAACCGGUGACGCCGCCGUUGCUGCUACUGAACAACAAGGAGAAGCUUCCGAAGAUAUUUAUACGAUUGACGCUGCUAAGCGUAGGAAAUACGAUGAUUUGUUCCCUGUUGAAGCUAAGAAAUUCGGGUAUGACCCGAAUGCUAAAGCUAAGUCCGUUGAAGAUGCCCUUGAUGAUCGGGUCAAGAAGAAAGCUGAUCGUUACUGUAAAUGAAUUCCUAAUUUUUUUUAGCUGAACAUGCAACUCCAAUCUCAAGUAUCCCAAUCAAGCAUUCCAUCUGUUCUUUCUUGAUACUGGCCCGGUAUUCUUCUCCAUAGGUUGCUUCACUGAUCAUCUCACCAUGAAAGGCUGUUUUAUCUAGAAUCUCC
Messenger RNA from Capsicum annuum, 636 nucleotides. RefSeq lists its product as uncharacterized. The transcript is spliced from 2 exons. Bases 128 to 481 code for a protein of 117 amino acids. NCBI's taxonomy places the organism in Eukaryota, Viridiplantae, Streptophyta, Magnoliopsida, Solanales, Solanaceae. Gene Ontology annotation, cellular component: nucleolus. The record is from RefSeq and is a predicted model, not a curated record.